UACCAAUCUGUUAAGUUGCCUGAGAGAGAAUGUCUGACCGGAUCGUCUAUAUUAACUCUAACUUGUCCUCUGUCCCCUGGGAGGGCCACACAGCAGCAGCAGUGGCUCCCACCCCUCCUCCUACACCUUGUCUCUACCAUGUCGUCUACCGAGGGUGUGGAGAAACCCAGAUGUGCUGGCAUGGAGAGACAUACUGCCUGGUUGGUGGCUACCGGGCCUAUGGGGAUGCUCCUGUGGCCACCCCAGCAAAGGUGGAAGCAGAGAAGCCCGUCCCCAGGCAGGCGCCCAAGAAACGUCGAGCUGUGGCAGAGUCGGAUAAAGAACUCGGUUGCCCAAGCCCCAAAAUUCGGCGAUUAUAGCAUGGUGGCAGGAGGCUGACCCCACAGAAGCUUGCUGGGCGAGCCGCUGAGGAAGACCUGCUCUCGGGUACCAGAACAGGAUUAAGAGGUUCAAGCAGCAUCCCCCCUGAGGCUCACAUGCCCCUUUAUUCCCAGCCCUUUCUGGCCCCAUUGGGCUCCAUUACUGUUCAAUAA
Messenger RNA from Diceros bicornis minor, 533 nucleotides. RefSeq names its product DPEP2 neighbor (gene DPEP2NB). Lineage: Eukaryota; Metazoa; Chordata; Mammalia; Perissodactyla; Rhinocerotidae. The transcript is spliced from 2 exons. The record is from RefSeq and is a predicted model, not a curated record.